UAUGGAUUAAAAAUAUUAAAAAGCAUUACAACUUGAAGGUUAUUUGGAAAAAUAAAGUCCUGCUCUUCUAAAGGGAUUUCAAAAAAGACAUUUUGCAGUCAGAGAUAAUGGUAAAUAUUUAGUUUAUUCAAAAAAAAAAAAAUUGAGCAAAGAUGUUAAACCGAAAGGUACAUUUUUUAAGAAGUUUAUUAAGGUGUCAUCCCUAUUGAUUAAAUUACGUCGAUUGGCAUUAUCAAGGGUACUGAAAGGGAUUUUGCACUUCAAAUAAAAGACAGGCAAAUGUUGCUGAGAGCAGAUUCAAGCAGCACAAGAGAGUUAUGGACAUCAACUCUUGCAUAUCUUUAAGAAAAACUAUUGGUGUAGCAAGCCCAGGAAUCUAAAUCUAAUUCGCAUCAGAGUUUCCACUCUAAAGGAUCUGAAAGCAUUAAAUUGGCUCACAAGGCAACUUGGAAGGAAUUAGAUUCUGAAACUAAAGCCUCUAUUAUGAUGGACCAGGAAAAGUAAGAAGUUCAGGAUAAGUUUUAAGAAAAUGAGGUUAAAAAUGAAGAAGUUAUGAAAGCAAAGGGGUUAUAUGCAUAUCUGGAUAAGUUUGACUCAAAAAAAUUUGCUUAGUUUGUAAAAUGCGGAUUUUUGUAUAAAAAGGGAAAAAUUGCAUCACUCACUAAAGCUAAGAGGAGAUGGUUCAUUAUCAUCUCCUCUGUCUCUCUUCUAGGAGAUGAUGCUAAUAUCUAAGGGCCUGUUUAAUCAGAUAUCCCAUAUCCCUUUAAAUUAGAUCAUCUAUACUAUUUUGCUUAUGAGUUUAGAAAUGAUCAAAGCAGUUCUAAAGGAGAAUUAAAGGCUAAUCAAAUUGAAGAUUUUGAGUUGUUGAAUGUUGACAGGAACUUAGCCUUUUUGAAGUAAUUAACACAUAGCGUGAGUUAUGGUUUUAAAUUUAAACAUAAGGAACGUCAAUAUCAUUUUUUUUCAGAUUCAAUAACAGAAAUUUAGUCUUGGGUUACCACUAUUAGAACAAUAAAGGAUUAUAAAGCUACACUCCCGGUUGAGUAGAUUGAAAAUGAGGAAUAAGACUUAGGAAUUAAAUUAGAGGAUGUUUUAUUACAAGAAUAAAUGUAAGUGAAAAUUAGCAGAAGAAUUCGAAAGGAUAAAUGGUUUAAAAGAAUGGUUUAUUUGAAGAAAGAUUCAUUAAUUUGGGCAAAAUAGGAAUCAGGUGACUCUGAAAAUUAUAUAUUGAUCAUAUCUAUAAAAAAUGUUAUAGGAUAGGACAAUGAUUUCCAUGUAAAACAAUAAUAAUAUAUUAGGUAUACACUAAAGAUGAAAAAACAUUCAAAUUUAGAACAAAUUCACAAGAAAUAAGAGAUGAAUGGAUUAAGAAGAUUGAGUUUUUACAAUUGAAUUUAAAGGGGGAAUUUAAGGAUUUGGAGAAAGUGACUGAAUUGCCACCAGAAAAUGUUCAUAAAUCUUAAUCUAUUGAAUAGAAGAAGAGCCAUUCUAUUGAAAAAUAAAAAGUUUAGCCUGAAGAAAUUGAAGAAAAAACUAAUAAUAGUUAAGAUAUUGCUAGUUUUUAUGACAACUUUUUCCAAUAGAAGAAAGAGUAAGAUUAAUAAAAUAAAGUAAAUAAAAAGUCUCAAUCUAGUGGAAAAUCAAUAUUUCAUCAGAUUUUCUGUUGUUACUCUCAAGACUAUGAAACUGAUAGAGGGUUUUGA
This is a messenger RNA of Paramecium octaurelia, 1703 nucleotides long. The record is from the annotation of a GenBank genome assembly. NCBI's taxonomy places the organism in Eukaryota, Ciliophora, Oligohymenophorea, Peniculida, Parameciidae.